AUGAAUCAACAAAGUAAUUUGGUAUUCAUGCUAAUCGCCCUGGCGUUAAUAGCGAGCACAGAAGCCUUUUUCCUGAAAUGGGGUUCAGAUUCUGGAACACCACAGCAAAAAUGGAUACAGUCACUACCACCGAACAUGUCUCCAUCCUACAGAUACCAGUACAUCUAUCCUUACGAGUCGCGAAAGGUGUACCAGCCCCAACAGUACGUGCAACCAGAAGUCCAACUACAGCAAAACAUGGCUCCAAUCCCAAUAAGUGUUCCCGCCGGGGCUAGCCUAACGCCCGUAUCCCUUCAACACGUUCAAUUGGUACCUUGUAUGUGCCCAGUGGCCCCUGAAGAAGCCGAGAAGCUCCAGGAACAGAGUCCCGGACCGUACGUGGCUCAAACUUACACCCAAAGCUACGCCGUACCGCAACAAGUGUCGGUCGCGGAGUCACCGAAGACUCAAACACAACAAUAA
Molecule: messenger RNA, 462 nt
Organism: Pieris macdunnoughi
Lineage: Eukaryota; Metazoa; Arthropoda; Insecta; Lepidoptera; Pieridae
Source: the annotation of a GenBank genome assembly